This is a messenger RNA of Colletes gigas, 516 nucleotides long. RefSeq lists its product as uncharacterized. Gene Ontology annotation, molecular function: nucleic acid binding. The record is from RefSeq and is a predicted model, not a curated record. The coding region runs from base 1 to 516 and encodes 171 amino acids. The transcript is spliced from 2 exons. NCBI's taxonomy places the organism in Eukaryota, Metazoa, Arthropoda, Insecta, Hymenoptera, Colletidae.
AUGGCGACCGUCAAAAAUUGGUUUAACGAGUUUCAACGUGGUCGCACGUCAGUUUUUGAUGAGCCACGUCCAGGUGUCCCGAAAACGGCUACCACGGAGGAUAACGUGAAAAAAAUUCACGAUCUCGUAUUGGCAGACCGCCGAUUGAAGGUGCGCGAGAUAGCUGAGACAGUAGGCAUCUCAAAAGACCGCGUGGGUCAUAUCCUGCAUGAAAUAUUGGGCAUGAGAAAGCUGCGCAAUCCGAAGGAGUUUCUGCGUUGUUUCGUGACCGUCGAUGAAACAUGGAUCCACUGGUACACACCAGAGACCAAGGAACAGUCGAAACAGUGGACUUCGCCCGGCGAAUGUGCUCCGAAGAAGGCGAGGACUGUCCUAUCGGCCGGAAAGGUGAUGGCCACCGUUUUUUGGAAUUCAAAAGGUGUGAUCUACAUCGACUACCUGGUCAAGGGCAAAACGAUCACAGGGCUCUACUAUGCCGGAUUAUUGGGCCGAUUCGACGCCGAAUUGCAGAAAUAA